Messenger RNA from Onychostoma macrolepis, 3056 nucleotides. RefSeq names its product zinc finger and BTB domain containing 45 (gene zbtb45). NCBI's taxonomy places the organism in Eukaryota, Metazoa, Chordata, Actinopteri, Cypriniformes, Cyprinidae. Gene Ontology annotation, molecular function: protein binding. The record is from RefSeq and is a predicted model, not a curated record. Gene Ontology annotation, biological process: regulation of cytokine production; negative regulation of transcription by RNA polymerase II; regulation of immune system process.
CAUAUAAUUAUAUAAAUCAUAUGUAAAUUUUAAUUAUCAUUAAAGGUACUUUAUAGUGACCUUUAUUUUGUAGGAAGAACAAUAUUUUUUACUUGUUAGACAUUUAAAAAAAAAAAAAAAGGUAUUUACGUUAUUCUUAUAAUUAAAAACUUACAAUCAGAAAUUAUUAGAAUGGGUUUUUUUGUUUGUUUUUGACGGAUUCCUAAAUGAAGGCUUUUAUUUUGACAGGCCGCCAUCUGACGGUCGAGACGUUUAUUUUGAUGAAGUUUGAAGCUUUUAUUUUCAAAAGAUUCAAAAAACUUUAUUAUUUAUCAACCAGUGAUAGAAAUCUCUGAAGGCUCACAUGUACACAAUACAAACUAUUCAUACACACAACAACCAACCUCAAAUGAUCCACAGAAGCACCUCUAAAAUAAAUAAUAACAAGCCUAGGACACAAGAUCCUGACAAAACUGUUUGGCCUUGUUUAGAAUAGAAAUUACAGUAGGAAUAACAGAAUUACUAGAAGCCUUCUAUCUAGCCAAGGAACAAUGAUACAGGAUAUAACUGAUUCCACCGAGUGCUGCAUUACAUUAACCCUUUAGCCUUCUCAGAAGAGAGCUCUUUCUGCUGCCUGUCAGUCUCAGGACGCAAACACGUGAAGGCCUCGACCAGUUAGAUGAAGCCUCCCGCAACACAGCGCUUAGUCUGGCCGAUGUUUAACCCAGAGGACCACAGAAUCAGCACAUUGCCUGUAACUCAUCUCUCAUACAAGCCACAACGCGCUGCAAAUAAAAUGUGUUGUGAGCAUUUGCAGUGCGUUUCUUUAUUUGUUUGUGUUGUAGUCGCCAUAUGACUUUUAUUUUGACGGGUUGCUAGCUAAAGCUUGAGACUUUUAUUUUGACGGGCCGCCAUAUAACGGUCGAGACUUUUAUUUUGACGGGUUGUUUGCGGAUAUCGGGCCCGAGAGCGCAGAGCAGCUUCGGUCCAUCGCGAAUCUUCGCAAAUAAACUCCAGAUCGAUAUUAAAGCAGUAAUGAUCGCGCAGCCGCGUGUUAGAGCACUUUAAACACAUCUGCAGUGUCACGGGGCGUCCGGUCGGGUCAUGGCGUCGGGUUCGGAGGCCGUCCACUACAUCCACCUGCAUAACUCCAGUCAGUCGGUGCUGGAGGCCCUGAGGUCUCAGCGGCGUAAGGGUCUGUUCUGUGACGUGACGGUGCGCAUCCACGACGCGUCUCUGCGGGCGCACGCCUGCGUUCUGGCGGCCGGCAGCCCCUUCUUCCAGGACAAGCUGCUGCUGGGCCACUCGGAGAUCUCGGUGCCGCCGCUGGUGCCGGCCGAGACGGUCAAGCAGCUGGUGGACUUCAUGUACAGCGGCUCUCUGGUGGUGCUGCACUCGCAGGCGCUCUGCAUCCUGACCGCCGCCUCCAUCCUGCAGAUCAAGACCGUGAUCGACGAGUGCACGCAGAUCAUCUCGCAGCGCCGCGCCGCCGCCGGGGCCGCUCUGCCCAAGCAGGAGGAGAAGGGCCGCGAGAGCACCGCGCCGCUGCAGGGCUUCGCCUACGACUGCGGCUCCGACAUGACGGCCGCGCUGGGGGGAGGGGCUCCGGGGGACGGGGGUGGAGUCGGCGCGCUGAUGCCCCUCGGCGAGGUCGGGGGCGGGGCCAUGUGCAGAGGGGAGGGGCUGGGUGUGGUGGGGGGCGGGGCCAUGUGGGAUGGGCGGGCCAUGCUGAAGCCCGCCAGCUGCUCGCAGGAGAUGAGCUACAUUCUAAACGCGGAGCGCGGCGCAAGUGCGGCUAACGAGAACAUCGCGGCGAACGAGCGCGACGGAGGGGCGGAGUACGGUGGUGUGGGGGAGGAGCUGGUGGGCGGUGUGGAGCGCUUCAGCGAAGACGAGGAGAGAGACGUGGACCGAGACGGCGAGAGAGACCGGCAGACGGCGCACACGCGCAAACAGAGACAGCCGCUGAGACUGCAGGUGCUGGGUGGAGAGGAGGUGGUGGUGAAGAACGAGGGUGUGCAGGACGGAGACGCUCUGUUUGAGAUGGACGAGAGAGGAAACGCAGCGCAUCAGUCCGCAUACGGACAGGGCGGCUUCUACGAGGACUCGGCCGUGUUCUCAGGCGGUUUCUGGUCCCAGGCGGACCCGCAGGCAUCUCUGGGCUCGAACCCCCGCGGCCGGGUCAACAAACCCCCGUCUCCACCGCCGGCCUCUCAGAACCUCAGCAGCCAGAUGCUGUUCCAGUUUCCUGCCAGCGAAUCACAGCAGCCGUCCUUUGUGGGCGGACCCAUGGUGAUUGACAGCCUGGCCGAGUCGUGCCAGCAGGCUCCGCCCCCUGCCCCCCUGACCCCGGCCCCGCCCCCCUCCACCCCAGCUUGCCUGGCGGGGCCCAGCUUCGCGCCGCAGGGCUCCGAGACGUCCUUUGACUGCAGCCACUGCGGGAAAUCACUGCGCUCCCGCAAGAACUACAGCAAACACAUGUUCAUCCACUCCGGUCAGAAGCCGCACCAGUGCAGCAUCUGCUGGCGCUCCUUCUCUCUGCGUGACUAUCUGCUGAAGCACAUGGUGGUGCACACCGGUGUGCGGGCCUUCCAGUGCUCCGUCUGCAGCAAGCGCUUCACGCAGAAGAGCUCUCUGAACGUUCACAUGCGCACACACCGCGUGGAGCGCACCUUCACCUGCGCCGUCUGCCACCGCGCCUUCACCCACCGCACGCUCCUCGAGAGACACGCCCUGCAGCACCACACGCCCGCCAAACCACCCACCAAUCACCUGCAGCAGGGCGGGGCCAUGGGCGGGGCCAGCGGACCCGGCUCCGCCUCCUAGAGACAGGGAGGACUGGCGGGAGAGAGAGAGGGAGCAAUCCCAGGAGCUUUAACACGCACACACACAAAACACACACUCACACAAACAAAAUACACACACGCACACACACAAAACACACACUCACACAAACAAAACACACACACACACACACACAACACACACACACACAAAAAACACACACACACACACACACAAAACACACACUCACACAAACAAAAUACACACACACACACACACAAAACACACACUCA